This is a messenger RNA of Aaosphaeria arxii CBS 175.79, 4241 nucleotides long. RefSeq names its product heavy metal translocatin. The record is from RefSeq and is a predicted model, not a curated record. The coding region runs from base 440 to 3943 and encodes 1167 amino acids. Gene Ontology annotation, cellular component: membrane. Gene Ontology annotation, biological process: copper ion homeostasis; monoatomic cation transport. The transcript has a single exon. Gene Ontology annotation, molecular function: copper ion binding; ATP binding; P-type divalent copper transporter activity. NCBI's taxonomy places the organism in Eukaryota, Fungi, Ascomycota, Dothideomycetes, Pleosporales.
GUCCAAUCCCUCCAAUCCCUCCCCUUCCCACCCAUAAUACCAUACAUUUCCCUCGUCUACGGCUGAUAUUAUCUACUCUAAACCUCCAGCCCUUCUGUCACCAUCACCCACGAAGCUGGCCUUCUCGACUUUUGCUGACCAUACCCCACACCUCCCACCUGCAUUUCAACUGCCGCGACUUCAAUUUAUCGGUCCAACUUGUCGUCUCCCUCGCCAGAGCUUUUACAUUCCUCCUAAAUAACGAACCACCCCGACCGCAUGCAUUGACUCUCACACCUCGCCUGUCGCUCUUGCGCCUCUGCUCCUUCGUCCCAUCCGUCUCGCGCUCGGUCCGUCGCGCCCCGGUCGCUGACAUAUUCCUAAUCACACGAGCAUUUUAUCUUUCCCCAGCGGUCAUCUUCACUUUCUAGUUGAAAGUCCUUUUCACUACGUGCCCAGCAUGGCUCCUGCGAACACCCAAGCGACCGCCCACAUGGCCACCACUACCCUCAAAGUCGAAGGCAUGACAUGCGGUGCCUGCACCUCCGCCAUCGAGACCGGUUUCCAAGGCGUUGAUGGAGUGGGCAACGUGUCAGUCAGUCUGGUUAUGGAGCGAGCCGUCGUCUCCCAUGAUCCCGAAAUAUUAUCCGCAGAUCAGGUCAAGGAGAUAAUAGAGGACAGAGGGUUCGAUGCAGAGGUCCUAUCGUCUGAUAUGCCGGUCUCGCACAGCGCGGAAGACCAUUUCCUGAGCGAUUCAGAGGACGAAGAGGAGGAAAGCGGAUAUUCAACAACCACACUAUCUGUCGGAGGCAUGACUUGCGGCGCAUGCACUUCUGCCGUCGAAGGCGCCUUCAAGGAUGUUCAGGGCGUCAAAUCAUUCAACAUAUCACUUCUUUCCGAGCGAGCAGUCAUCGAACACGACCCUGCCGUGCUGUCUGCGGAACAGAUGGCGGAGAUGAUUGAAGACGUCGGAUUUGACGCUAGCGUGCUGGAAACGGUCGCUGCGACGCCAGUAAGCAAAGGCAAGAGCAGUAGAAAAUCUAAAACACUUACAACGACUGUUGGAAUUGAGGGAAUGACAUGUGGUGCUUGCACAUCUGCAAUCGAGGGCGGGUUCAAGGAUGUGGAGGGACUGUAUCAAUUCAACAUCAGCUUAUUGGCCAACCGAGCUGUACUGGUCCAUGACCCGUCGAAACUCACCGAGGACCAAAUUGUCGAAAUCAUCGAAGAUCGCGGGUUCGAUGCUAAGGUGGUCUCAUCUGUGGAUGGCAGUAUGCAAAAGUCCGCUGCAAAUGGGAUGACCCACCUCAAGGUCUACGGCUUGCCCAAUGCAACCGCUGCACAAGAGUUGGAGGCUUUGCUUCGUAAACGAUCUGGUGUUCUCUCUGCGAACGUCAAUUUUAGCACAUCACGAGCUAUCAUCAACCGGGAUCCACAAAUUCUUGGACUUCGCGCAACCGUCGAAGCUGUUGAGGAGGCCGGUUACAAUGCCUUGGUCUCCGACUCGGAUGAUAAUAACGCCCAGCUAGAGUCUCUAGCCAAAACAAAAGAAAUCCAGGAGUGGAGACGGGCCUUUAGAGUCUCGUUAUCCUUCGCUAUCCCCGUCUUUCUCACCAGCAUGAUCUUUCCCAUGUUUCUACGAUUCCUCGACUAUGGCCGCAUCCGCAUCCUUCCAGGCCUGUAUCUUGGAGACGUCGUCUGCUUAGUCUUGACAAUACCCGUUCAAUUUGGCAUUGGAAAGCGAUUCUACAUUUCCGCUUAUAAAUCACUGAGCCACGGAUCACCUACUAUGGAUGUUCUUGUUGUCUUAGGUACCUCGGCAGCUUUCUUUUUUAGCGUUGCAUCAAUGGCCGUCUCUAUUUGUAUGCCUCCGCAUACCCGACCAACAACCCUAUUUGAUACUAGCACCAUGUUGUUUACCUUCAUUUCUCUUGGUCGAUAUCUCGAAAACAGCGCCAAGGGUCAGACGUCUAAAGCUUUAUCAAACCUGAUGUCAUUGGCUCCAUCCAUGGCAACUAUCUAUGCGGAUCCGAUUGCUGCUGCAAAGGCUGCCGAGGGCUGGAGUGUGGAUGCCAACGACGAGAAGGAUGGCAAGAACUCAAUGGACGGGAAUGCUGUCGAGGAGCGAGUUAUUGCUACAGAGCUCAUUGAGGUCGGCGAUGUUGUUAUCCUAAGACCUGGAGACAAGAUUCCUGCCGACGGAACCGUCACCAAUGGCGAAUCCUACGUAGACGAGUCGAUGGUCACUGGCGAGGCUAUACCAAUCUUGAAGAAGAAGGGCAUGCUCCUGAUGGCUGGAACCGUCAAUGGCGCUGGGCGUGUGGAUUUUGUGGUAACUCGAGCAGGCCGUGACACUCAACUCAGUCAAAUUGUUCGUUUGGUGCAGGAGGCACAGACGGGCCGCGCACCCAUCCAGCGCCUCGCGGACACCGUCGCCGGUUACUUCAUCCCUAUCAUCAUCACGCUUGGUCUUGCAACCUUUGUCGCCUGGAUGGUUCUUAGCCAUGUUCUCCCCGACCCACCCCAGGUUUUCCUGGACCACGCAAGUGGCGGCAAGCUGAUGGUUUGCCUCAAGCUUUGCAUCGCCGUGAUUGUUUUCGCCUGCCCCUGUGCGCUUGGUCUUGCCACCCCCACCGCAGUCAUGGUCGGUACUGGAGUUGGUGCAGAGCUGGGCAUUCUCGUCAAGGGCGGAGCCGCAUUGGAGACUGCCACGAAGGUCAAUCAUGUUGUUCUCGACAAGACCGGUACUCUGACUGUCGGGAAAAUGAGCGUUUCUAAGGCCGACAUCCAGGGUGAAUGGGGCGCAACUAGUCAAAAGAAGGAUCUUUGGUGGACGCUCAUUGGACUUGCUGAAAUGGGAUCUGAACACCCGAUCGCAAAGGCUAUCGUUGGAUCGGCAAAGGAACAUCUCCGACUUGGGCCCGAGGGUGCGCUGGACGGUUCCGUUGGCGACUUUGAAGCUGUUGUCGGCAAGGGUAUCGCGGCAAAUGUCGAGGCAGCUCUGGAUAGAGAGCGUACUCGAUACAGAGUCCUUAUUGGUAAUGCUACAUAUCUCAUCUCGGAGGGUGUUGAUGUUCCCGAGUACAUCGACGAACCGAUUACACCAGUAGCAGCAACGGCAAAUCCUCGCGGUGGUCCUCAGUCGCGCUCAGCUGGUAUCACCACCAUCCACACUGCCAUUGGAAAAACAUACACUGGUACUCUUGGUCUUUCGGACACAAUCAAGCCAUCCGCUCGCGCCACCAUAUUGGCCCUCAAGCGACUUGGAAUCACAGCAUCAAUCGUGACGGGAGACACUUCCUCGUCAGCUCUGAUCGUGGCACAGCAGGUUGGCAUCGACAGCGCUGAUGUGCAUGCUUCCGCUACACCAUCCGAUAAGAAGGCCAUCAUCGCCGAUCUUCAAUCUCGUGGUAAAGUAGUUGCCAUGGUAGGCGACGGUAUCAAUGAUUCUCCCGCUCUAGCUUCGGCAGAUGUCGGUAUUGCGCUGUCUACCGGCACAGAUGUUGCCAUGGAAGCCGCAUCGAUUGUACUUAUGUCUACGACUGAUCUCCUCGCCAUUCCCGCCAGUCUCAAACUGAGCAGGUCGAUCUUCAACCGAAUUAAGCUCAACCUCUUGUGGGCGUGCAUGUACAACGUUGUGGGACUGCCAUUCGCCAUGGGAUUCUUUCUGCCCUGGGGCUUCCACCUGCACCCCAUGGCUGCAGGUGCAGCUAUGGCGUCUUCCUCGGUCAGUGUCGUGAUGUCUUCCCUGCAACUCAAGUUCUGGAAGAGGCCGAAAUGGAUGAAGGUUUCAGUGCUUGACCCAACCGCCGAAGUCCCGGAAAGCGAGAAGGAGAGCGAGAGGAUACCGAAACGAGGGCUCAUCGGCACUGUGAUAGAAUGGGUCAAGGAGAGCAUCGCAGCUCGCAAGAGAAACCGAGAAGAGGCCGGUUAUCUCCCUCUGAGAGAUAUGGGCGAAUCAUAGCGACCUCACAAGGUAGCGAAUGUUGUACUGAAGAGUGAAGAGUACACAUAUUUGGAGAGCAUUUUCUUGGUGUUUAUAUCUUGUUGCGUCUGAUUUGUUCAAUUGAUUUAUUGAUUUCACGCGAUGCGACGUUUCUGGAUACCAUCUCCUUGAGUCAAACAUCUUGUUUCUUACCCACAUAGCUGUUUCCGGCUUUUUCCUUCUCAUCUGUCGUAGUCGCAUGGUACGUUGUACAUAUAUAGUGGGGAAGAAUACUAGACGACCCCCCGUUCCAUGCACUGCAUAAUUCCAUCCUUAG